GAACCUGGGCGGCCAGAAUCUCUCGGGCCCCAUUCCCACGGACGCAUUUCGCAACCUCACCCCUCUCUAGGAACUCCUCUUCCUCAUCUCCCAUCGCCCCUCUCACCCUCAUCCCACCGCCCUUUCAUCCGCUCACCCCACCGCCCGGCAGCGAUCUCUCCUCCAACCCUUUCAGCGGCAGCCUGGAGUUUCUUGCCUUCCUGCCCGCCUUGCAAUACCUCGAUCUGCACGCCACUGACCUGACUGGGGAGAUUCCUGCUGCCCUCGGCAAAGCCACCGCCCUCUCAUACCUCUCCCUCGCUUACAUCAACCUCACAGCAGCAGAGCUCCCUGCCUCUCUCUCCUCCCUCACCAGAUUCGCCUACCUUGACCUGAGCUAUCUCAGUUUCUCCAGCGUGCCAUCGUGGAUCGGACAACUCCCCCACCUGCAGUUCCUGGAUGUGACAGCACCCAGCGGCCUCACCCCCGCCCGCUCCUUGCCGUUUCCAGCCGACUGGACGGCUCUCACCAGCCUCAACACCCUGAGGGCAGCGGGCAACGGCUUCUCCGGCUCCCUACCCGCCGCCAUCUCCGCCCUCACCGCCCUCUCAGAGCUGGAUCUCUCUAAUAACGCCCUGGCUGGCUCUCUGCCUGUGCUGCCCUCGUCUCUGGUUCUCCUGCAAAUGAGCCACAACCGUUUCACAUGGCCCACCCCAGCAUCAUUCUCAGGCCUCGCUGCCCUUGCCACUCUCGAUGUGAGCUACAACGAUCUGUCAGGGCCCAUCCCACCAUCCUUGGCAAACCUUCCUGCGCUCGUCAAUCUGGACAUCAGCCACAACGCUCUCUCGGGCGGCCUGGACGUGCUUGCACGCAUGACCAACAUCUCCACCCUCAACAUCGGGUCGUGCAACUUGUCAGGCGCCUUCCCUGCUCCCCUUGCACAGCUCGCCCUCGCCGAACUCUUCACGGGGCCCUUCCCCUCCGCCAUGCUAUCUGCACCGCAAUACAAGAGGCUCAAUCUAUCGGCCAACAACUUCUCUGGCCCGCUGCCGCCACAGCUCACAACGCUGACAGCAGUCAACAGCUUGGACAUUUCUCACAAUCAGUUCACUGGAGUGGUGUCCCCUGCCGUCUUCACCCUGCCUUCGCUAACGGCCCUCUCCCUCGCUCACAACCAGCUGGAGGGCUCUCUGCCUGCGACCGGCCUGUCCGAAUACCUCAUCUCUCUCGACAUCAGCGACAACCAGUUCAGCGGCCCUCUGCCUGAGUCCAUGACCCUCCUCAUCUUCCUGGAGUCCCUGGGCCUUGGAGGCAACAAACUUGACUGGUCCCAUAUCUCCUGUCUUUGGCAUCCUGGACAACCUCUAUUACUUCAACACCUCUGGCUCGGGGCUGACCUGCCCGGCAGACAGCAGCGAGUGUGGGGUGAAGCAGAGCAACACCUCCUCCUUCUGCCGCCUCUGCUCCUCCUUCUGCUCCUCCUGCACGCCCCUCAAGU
Closterium sp. Naga37s-1 is the source of this 1477-nucleotide messenger RNA. NCBI's taxonomy places the organism in Eukaryota, Viridiplantae, Streptophyta, Zygnematophyceae, Desmidiales, Closteriaceae. The record is from the annotation of a GenBank genome assembly.